GUGGAAUUUUCUCGCGAGCCCCGGCCACCGCCGCCGGCUCGUCUUUCCUUUCCUUUUUCUUCUCUUCUUUCUCUUUUCUCUUGGGCAUUCUGCCUCGCCUCGCCUCGCGCGUCGUCGCCGCCCCGUGGAACCUUUCGACAUUCUCGCUCCCGAGACAUCCUGUCCGACCCCCUUUCCCCCGCAGGUUCCCGCCCCGACCGCCACCGAACCAGCCUGCCCACCGCCCGUUUCGCGCCACCAACCGUGAUCCCCCAGAACCCACGUUCAAGAUGGUCGAGAAGAUCUACGUCACGUACAACGAUGUGAGUGACCAGCAGCAGCAGGGCGCGCGCGUCACCCGGCCGUGACACGGCGCGUACUUCUUCUCCUCCCCUGCGUUGGUGCUCGAUGCCGACAGGCCGAGACCACGCGACCACCGCCUCCCACCCUAGGACCAACCGACAAAAACAAAACCCUGGAAAAAGAGUCACGUCACGUCCGGUCACUGACAAAGUCCCCCCCGGGUCCGCAGGUGCACAAGCUGUGCCAACAGUCGGCCGGCAAGCUGCUCGCCGACUUCCAGCCGCAGCUCAUGAUCGCCAUCGGCGGCGGCGGCUACGUCCCCGCCCGCAUCCUGCGCUCGUUCCUCAAGCAGCCCGGCUCGCCCAACAUCCCCAUCCAGGCCAUUGGCCUCAGCCUGUAUGAGUCGCUGGGCGGCGAGGACGAGAACGUCGAGACCAUCGGCACAAAGGUCACCCGCACCCAGUGGCUGGACCUGACGGCCCUCGGCGAGAUGGAGAACCUGGUCGGCAAGCGCAUCCUCAUUGUCGACGAGGUCGACGACACCCGCACCACCCUCGAGUACGCCGUCAAGGAGCUCGAGAAGGAUGUCGAGGCCGCCCGCAAGCGCCUCGGUGGCGACCACCCCGAGACGGAGUUUAGCAUCUUUGUCCUCCACAACAAGGACAAGCCCAAGAAGGGUACCCUGCCCCACGACAUGAUCAAGACGCGCUACCAGGCCGCGCAGACGGUUGGCGACGUCUGGAUCAACUACCCCUGGGAGGCAAUGGACAUUGACGAGCACGACAAGCUGGCUGACUCCGCCAGGAAGUGAUUGGAAUAGACGUCGGGACUCACGUCAUGACCGCAAUGAAGGAAUAUUUGGGUGGUGCGGAGGGCGGACCUUUAUGAGAGCAAAUAGCUAGGUCUAGUGACUCGGAGUUUAUAGUGUGUGUGAAUUUCAUGCUGAAUAGAUGGCUUUUAGGUCGACAGUUC
Messenger RNA from Purpureocillium takamizusanense, 1254 nucleotides. It is a transcript of the gene HPT1, whose product is annotated as Hypoxanthine phosphoribosyltransferase. The record is from RefSeq and is a predicted model, not a curated record. Gene Ontology annotation, cellular component: cytoplasm. Lineage: Eukaryota; Fungi; Ascomycota; Sordariomycetes; Hypocreales; Ophiocordycipitaceae. Bases 572 to 1093 code for a protein of 173 amino acids. The transcript is spliced from 2 exons. Gene Ontology annotation, molecular function: hypoxanthine phosphoribosyltransferase activity. Gene Ontology annotation, biological process: IMP salvage; hypoxanthine metabolic process; XMP salvage.